Messenger RNA from Dendrobium catenatum, 3615 nucleotides. Its product is annotated as protein FAR1-RELATED SEQUENCE 11. The coding region runs from base 1213 to 3375 and encodes 720 amino acids. Gene Ontology annotation, biological process: regulation of DNA-templated transcription. The transcript is spliced from 6 exons. The record is from RefSeq and is a predicted model, not a curated record. Gene Ontology annotation, molecular function: zinc ion binding. Lineage: Eukaryota; Viridiplantae; Streptophyta; Magnoliopsida; Asparagales; Orchidaceae.
UUCCUCCCUUCUCCAUGCCUUCAUUGCUGUUGUCACGUGAAGUAGAGUUCUGAAAGUGUAGCUUUAGUUUCUCUGCCUCCGACGACCCGUUGUUGCUGUAGGAUCGGAAGUCGGCACGGGAGAUCACCGCUAAGGCAAUGAUAUCUCUUCCUUUCGCGCGCUUCUUCGGCUAAAUCGGCCAAAAUAUCGGAUUUACAAAAUCUGGGAUUUAGGGCAAAAAUGCUAAAAAUACCGUGAAGUCGAGCUUAAACUUUAGCUCAAAUAUUGUCUAAAGCCGGCCUAAAUCUGCAUCCAAACAGGCUUACUUUCUCUGUGGCCACAUAUUCUCAAGAGUAACGGAAGCUAACUUGCUCUCUGGACGAGGCAUCUUGUUACAGUUUCAACAGUUGGGAUACCCCCACCUCUCUGAUUUCGGAAACCAUAUAGCAAUCUCAGAAGGUUUACAAUUUAGCUAAUUCCAAACAAAGAGUAAUUCUCUUAGCAAAUCGAUAAAUUGAUGAGCUCCGGCUUCCGAACCCAUGUCCUUCUUGAUAUUGGCUCUUGCUCACUUUGCUACAGGGAGAUUAGGGUUUUAGAGUAAUCUAAUUGGCCGCUGUUCUCCAGUGUUACAUGUGAAUCAAGCUUGUUAUUGUUCUAAUGAAGUUAUGGGAGAGAGAAAUGAAAUGUAGUGUUGGAAAAACUUAGUUCGCAUUGGAGAAUUGAUUUGGUUAAACGCUAGGAAAGCUUAUCAUGGAGUUGAUUUUUUAUUAUAACGAAACUUGUACGCCUAAAUAUUUCAUUGAACAAGCUGCCGUCUCAAUAGAUUGAGUUCAAGUCAUAUUGACUACUAGUUCUGUGCGGAGUCUGAUUGUGUCCAUCAAUUGUGUUGCACUACUACGUCAGACUUCAAUUCCUCCCUCAUGCUCACUAGGGUUGCAGGGCUUCUCUUGCUUGGAUUAUGGUGCUUUAAAUAUGAAUUGUUUUCCAUACAAUCGUACAGUGCUGUUGUGACACUUGCAGGUUCAGCAUAUGGAUUGACAUGUUCUGUCCCGAUUGGAAAAAACCACAGGAAGAGGAUUUGAGGAGUAAGAAGAGGAUUUUUUUAUCUUGCUUCGAGACAUUUUUAGCCGCCGGCCCAGUUCAAAAAGUUGUCCGGAUCGAGGAUCUUAGAAAGGGAAUGAACUUGUGGAUUAGCAGUUCAGGACUGAUCCAAGUUGAUAGAAAGAUUAAAAGAUGAUAAAAAUCUCAUCUAAUGGACUGGUUCAAAGGAGGUCAUGCCCUUGUGGUGAUGAUCAAUGCUAUAUCAUCACAGAAGGGGAGGAAGGACAUUCAGUCUUUGAAUCCAUGGGAUCUGGGGACCCCAACUAUUUAGUGGGAGGAAGCCAGAUUUGCUCAGAGGUUGCCACAAACAUUCUCCCACCAUAUGUUGGGCAAUCUUUCCAUAGUGAUGAAGAGGCCCUCGAGUAUUAUAGCAACUUUGCUCGAAAUAAUGGAUUCUCGGUCAGGCGUGAGCGAUCAAAGGGGAAUCCUGAACAUCCUAUGGGAGUUUACAAGCGCGAGCUUGUUUGCCACCGUGCUGGACCUCCUUUGCCACGGAAAACUGAUGAUGUGAAGCGGCAAAGGAAUAGAAAGGCCUCACGCUGUAAAUGCGAGGCACAAAUGGUUAUAAAGAAGAAUAUUUCUGGAGGAGUUACUAGAUGGGUGGUAUUUAAUUUUAACAAUGAUCAUAAUCAUGAGUUGAUGGAUAGCAGUGAAGUGCGAUAUCCGCCCCAUCGAAAUAUAUUGGCAGUCGACCGGGAUCAAAUUCUUGCUCUUGCAAAGAGUGGCUGUACAGAGCCUCUUAUAUUGAGGGCUCUUGAGAUGGAAAGAGGACCGAGUGCUGGUCAAUUGGCAUAUGGUGAGAGGGAUGUGAAGACAUUUCUUCAAGCUUCCAAGAGCAUUAAUCGGGAGAGCGAUGGGUCGGAGCUUCUUAAAACUUGCAGGGCAAUGAAGGAGAAGAAUCCUGAUUUUCGUUAUGAUUUCUUAUCAGAUGAGAACAAUAAGCUAGAGCAUAUUGCUUGGUCUUACGCUGGUUCUAUCCGUGCAUUUAAAUUGUUUGGCGAUGUUGUCGUUUUUGACACUACCUUCCAUUUGAAGGCAUAUGAUAGGCCUGUAGGAGUUUGGUUUGGGGUCGAUAAUUAUGGACACACUAUAUUCUUUUGCUGUGUUAUUUUGCUAGAUGAAAGGCCAGAGUCAUUGGCAUGGUCCUUGCAGGCUUUUAUCCGUCUAAUGGAUGGAAAAUUCCCACGGACAGUAUUGACUGACCUAAAUAUGAAGCUUAAAGAUGCAAUCUUGACCAACUUUCCUAAUGUGAAGAAUGCCUUCUGUAUCUGGCAUGUAAUAUCCAAGCUACCAAGCUGGUUUUCUGCUUUGCUCGGUGCUGAAUUUGAUAGAUUUAGAAUUGAGUUCCAGAGGAUAUGUGAUUUAGAGACUAUGGAGGACUUUGAGGAUCAAUGGGCUAAUAUGAUCAUGGACUUUGGACUUGGGGAAGAUAAGCAUGUAUCCCUUCUAUAUUCUAACAGGUUCUACUGGGCAUUACCAUACUUGCAAGGUUGGUUUUUUGGUGGUUUGUUGACAGUCGGUCAUUCCUUGUCUAUUCAAUCUUUUUUUAAAGGAUUCCUGCACUCACAGACCCGUCUGAAGGAUUUCAUAGAACAGGUGGGUGUUGCAGUUGAUUUCCAGAAUCAAGCAGGAGAAGAAGCAACAACACGAGAAAGUCAACAUUCUGUCAAUCUUAAAACCUGCAUGCCGAUUGAAGAACAUGCUUCAACAAUUCUUACACGCUAUGCCUUCGACAUGUUUCAGAAGGAAAUAAUGGCAUCAGCACAAUAUGCAGUAUAUGAAACAGCACCUGAGAAUUACCUUGUAAGGCACCAUCUGAAGUCUGAUGGAGGGCAUUUUGUCAGCUGCGUACCUUCCGACGAAGACCUUCACUGCAGCUGCAAAGGAUUUGAAACGAAUGGCAUAUUAUGCAGACAUGCUCUUCGUGUUCUUUCAUUGAAGAACUGUUUCUUUAUUCCUGACAAGUAUUUGUUGAUUCGCUGGCGACGAGAAAGCUCUCUGUUUCCCAAAAGCAGCAGCAAUAAGUAUCGGUCGCAAGCGCUGCGAUCUCUCGCCUCGAUUAUAAUCCAGGAAUCCGCAUUAACAAAGGAUCGAUUCGAUUAUGUGGAGUGGCAUCUGAGCAGACUUCUCAGCCAUGUUAGGGACAUGCCAGCCUUAGAUGUGGCUGCAUCAGAUGUGGAGCAAAGUUCAUGUUUUCAAGAUGUUGUAGAUAUUGCCACUGCGCCAUCAAUCAGUAGAGGGAGACCAAGAAAAGUUAAACAAUUUGUCAAGCCAGGAAAGCAAUCUUCAUCGUAGAGCUGCUUAUAUUCCUCUCUUUCAAUGCUGCUGUUCUUCGCUUAUGGAAAUUCUCUGUUUCUGCUGAUGAUUAGCAUUUUUAACUAGUGGGGAUCAUAGUGUGAUGUGAGAAUGGCACCUUGGUGCUCCAUUGUUCUCUGAAAUUGUAUUUCAUUGUAUAUAUGUUUGUUACUUUGCUUGCCAUGUAAAUAGUUAUUUGACUAUUAUUUUUUUACUACUUUCAAACAAAAUUUUGUACUA